AUGGAGACGGCAAUCCGUUGGUCGCCAAACUCCAAUACCGACGAACAAAGAUUCCUCUAUGUCGAUGUAUCGGGUAAAUCGUUCAAGUUAUGCAGAGUGACCUCUGGAGAUAGCGCUGGCUUGAACUACGAUGUCCUUGCCUCAUAUUCCAAGAUCCCUGCCUUCCGUGCCUUUGACUGGUCUCCAGUUGACGAAUCUCUCGUCGCGGUUGGUCAAGCAUCGGGAGAGGCAGCUAUCCUUCGCAUGGACGAUGAUAGCCAAAAUCCAAUUGUCUUCCCCAUCCGGAAUCAAAGGUACUGUAAUGCUGUUGCGUUCAGCACUAAGGGGGGUCUGUUAGCAGCUGGGCUGGAUAAGGUGAGAAACGAUUUCUGUUUAAAUAUCUGGGAUGUCAACCAGCGCCUCUCAGUGAGCAGUACCCGAGGUUACGGAUCCGACAGGCAAGGUUUAGAACCUUUGAGAAAGCUCGCAAGCUCUGAGCCCAUUACCAGCAUCAAGUUUUUCAAGGACCAACCUGAUACCUUGGUUACGGGAGUCAAUGGCCAGUUCGUCAGAAUUUAUGAUUUACGGGCAAUCGAUUGGUUGGAUCAAAAUUACAUUGCGUCGUGCAAUCCCUCUGGUGAUAUUUCCAUCCGUAUUUGGGACCGCCGUUCAGGGUCUCGGUUUUCAUCCGCGGCCAUGGCCACAACGGACUCCAGCCAACUGUCGGCAGCCCUGGAAUUCAAGAAUGUCAUUGACUCGAAAUCCUCAAUAUGGAGUCUUCGGUUCUCUAGAACAAAAAGGGGUCGUCUAGGGGCCUUGUCAAGUGCUGGAGAAUUCAAGGCAUAUGACAUUGCCAAAGAAUAUAUCUCGGAAGAAAACCGGACUUCACUUGAGCAAACACUGGGCCAAGAUUCGGCCAAAAUUUAUCCAGAGCAACUAUAUACAAAAUCUGUCCGAAACUUUCGAAAUCCUUACUUUCCUCAGGACCAAAGUAAUGACGAUUCGCGGAAAGUAGCAGCUUUUGAUUUUUUAAACUUCAGCGCGUUAAAUGAACCGACUGCUGUUACCAUUUUGGCCAAUAGGUCUGUUGCUUUAUUCACACUUCCGUCACCGCCGUACCCCAUGGACCUUUCCUCCCAGUGCGUGUUAGCUCGGGGGAUGGUUGCAGAACAUGAAUCCAAUUUGAAGUUUAUAACCGCCCUAACAGAACAUCCAUCACGAAUAUCCCAAGUGGUACAAGGAAUACAAAGCCGUUCUGCACCUCUUAUCACUCCAUCAAAUGAUACUUCAGGUAUUAAAACUGAAGAUAAAACUAGUGACAACCAAAGCCUGCCCGAUCCUAUUACCGCCGAUCCCGGUACUAUUCAAUGUCUGUCCAGCCGAGAAAGCUGGGAGAGAUCACUGUCAGCGGGAACAUUUGGUUCUCCGCUUACAGUUCAUGAUGCCUUGAGAUGGAUGUCAGUCGCUCGGCUGCGAUGCAAGGAGGGUUACCUCGUCGACAGUGAGAGGAAUAAAGCAUUAGUGUCUAAGGAUCCUGGGCUUCUAGAAUUUUGGGAUUGGGUAGGGCGCGCCCAAACAAACUCGUCCAGCGAAUGCAUGAUAAUCCAUUCUGUUGACAUGAACUAUCUAGGUGUGUACAGCAUAUGGAAUAAUAGGCUUGGCCAGAGUUUCAAGAAUCGCAUGCUUAGUUCCGAUCUGGAUCAAACUAUCGAUGUAAAUACUCUCAUUCUAGACCUCGUCCAGGAACUUCACCUUCCUGAGGGCAAGGGAUGCAGCUCUCGAUUCCCUGCCCACCGUAAGCUGUGCCUCCACAUUAUUGGAGCUGCAGAGUCUACCGCGGAUUUGGAGGUGACAGUGAAUAAACUUGUCGAAGAUCGACAACAUACUAAGGCUGCCGCCAUGGCUCUUUUCCAAGAUGAGCCAAAGUUGGCUUACAUGACCCUUAGAAGAAACCAGCCUAGUCAAGCGCAUAAACUUCUCGCCAUGGCUAUAGCUGGCGCAACGAAGGGAGAACCUGAUCCAGACUGGGAGGAAACUUGUGCGGAGAUUGCGCAGGAGCUUACAGAUCCCUUUGCCCGGGCUAUUUUAGCCUUUGUGAGCAAAGGUGACUGGAAUUCUGUGAUUGAGGAAGCCACCCUUCCUCUAAGGUACCGGGUGGAGGUUGCUCUCCGCUGGCUCCCAGAUAAAGAACUUGCAUCUUACUUGCGGGACGUGACCAUGGAUGUGAUACGCCAGGGGGAUAUUGAAGGGGUGAUCCUCACAGGCCUCGACCAUGCCGCGAUGGACCUAUUUCAAUCAUACAUCAAUAAAUUUGGCGACAUUCAAACUCCGGGGCUCGCCAUGAGCCAUACCGUCCCACGAUUCAUUACAGAUCUACCGAAUAGUACACGAUUCAAAGCCUGGAGAGAAACGUAUCGACGGCAAAUGAAUUCCUGGAAACUCCAGCUUAAUAGGGCCAGGUUUGAUGUUGAAUCCCGAAAGCUGGCGGCGACCUGGGAUGGCAGGAGUCUGGUAAAACCUCCUCCACAACAAAUUAGUUUAAUAUGCAACUAUUGCACCCGUCCUCUUUCCCAGCAAGAUGGAACCGAAUCCCCAGUCAACCAAUCGAUCAGCAUGGAGGCCUCUCAUUCAACGUCAGGAAGCCCUCUGGGUACUACAUCUAUGUCAGGCACUGUGUGUCCAAAGUGUGGGCGGCAUAUGCCCAGAUGCGGAAUUUGUUCAUUGUGGCUAGGCACCAUAGAUCCCAUGUCCAGAGCUGCGGUUACGAGCGAUACUACGGGGAAACAACAAGGCAAUGGGAAACCUCAGAGGGAUGAUGUUAUGCAAAGAUUCGUGGUCUUUUGCAUCAAUUGUAACCAUGGAUUCCAUGCCAACCAUGCGAGGGACUGGUUCCAAAAGCAUAGGAUCUGCCCUGUUGCAGAAUGCAGCUGUAUCUGUGAUCGAGGAAGUUGA
Molecule: messenger RNA, 2931 nt
Organism: Paracoccidioides lutzii Pb01
Exons: 4
Coding region: 1-2931 (976 amino acids)
Biological process (GO): positive regulation of TORC1 signaling
Cellular component (GO): cytoplasm
Molecular function (GO): protein binding
Source: RefSeq, a predicted model, not a curated record